Messenger RNA from Humulus lupulus (European hop), 1023 nucleotides. RefSeq lists its product as uncharacterized. The coding region runs from base 1 to 1023 and encodes 340 amino acids. The transcript is spliced from 4 exons. The record is from RefSeq and is a predicted model, not a curated record. NCBI's taxonomy places the organism in Eukaryota, Viridiplantae, Streptophyta, Magnoliopsida, Rosales, Cannabaceae.
AUGUCUUGGAACGUUGCUCGGUUCAACAAGGAUAAUUUACUGGACGAUUCAGAUGAUGAGUUUGGAGAGAUUUUGUUAUAUUUUGCUUGCGAGGAAUAUAAUCAAUUAUAUCUAUCUAAGCAACCUUGUAGAAAUUCAGCUCUUUCAGGCCAUGAAUACGUUAUGGAAGUGUUGCAUGGGCAUUGGAGUAGGUGUUAUGAUUUGUUCAUAACGAACAAAGAUGUCUUCAAACUAUUUUGUGGUGUUCUAAAAGAAUUUUUUUUAUUAAAGAACUCACGAUAUCUGUCUGUUGAAGAACAAGUGGCUAUGUUCUUAUUUGUGAUUGGCCAUAAUGAACGACAUCGUGUGGUUGCUAAACGAUUUCAGCACUCCAUCUCAACCACAUCUCAUUAUUUUAGGAAGGUUUUAAAGGCAAUACGUCGUCUAGCCAAAGAACUAAUUACUCCACCUUCAUUUGAUGUAACUCCUCCACAAAUUCGAUUCGAUCCAAGAUACUAUCCAUUUUUUAAGAAUUGUGUUGGAUCUAUAGAUGGGACUCAUAUUUCUGCGCAUGUUCCAAUUGAUGAACAAAUACCAUAUCGAGGUCGGAAAGUGGAUACAACUCAAAACGUUAUGUGUGUAUGUUCAUUUGACAUGAAGUUCACAUACGUUGUUCCUGGAUGGGAAGGAUCAGCUAAUGAUGCACGAAUUCUUCUAGAAUGUGCCACAAACCCAGAUUAUGGAUUUCUAAUGCCGCCCCAAGGAAAAUAUUAUCUUGUUGAUUCUGGUUAUACAAACAUGCCUGAUUUUCUUUCACCAUAUCGAGGAGAAAUGAUUCACAAUUUUAUAAGGACAAAUGCAGAAGCAUAUGUAUAUUUUGAUGGAGGUGAAGGAAAUUCUGAAGUACAGGCCACUACUUUACAAAGCACGGAUAGAACUUUGACUGAUAGUGUAGAGUUCAGUAUUUCUAGAACUCAUAUAUGUGAAAUGGCUCAUGUUCGUGAUCAAAUUGCUGAUCAUAUAUGGAGAGCUAGUCGACGAUAG